AUGAAUCAUUCUUCCCUUAAGAGACAUUUCAACUUAUUCGAUGAAAAUCACGAUGAUUUGAGAAUUGAAUCAAUGAAAAAGCAAAAGACGGGUAUUCUACGUCCAACAAACAACACUGGCCUUUUGUCACCUCCAGUAACACCGGAACAUGUUAUGAAGGCUACUAUGCUCAAUGUCGAUUCGUUAAAACCGGUCUCUAAGAAUCUAUGUGCCAAAUUGUCCUUGCCGACCAAGUUGGUAUCUCCCUACACUACAGCAAAAAAUCUGUUUCAUAGAUGUUCAAUUCCAUAUACAAAGUCAAAGUUUUGUUUAAGUGGUCGAGAAAAGGAGUCAAGACUUCUCAAUGAUCACAUUGUUGACUCCCUGCAGGGACUCUAUUCGUCUUCCAUCUACAUUUCUGGGCCGCCAGGAACGGGUAAAUCGGCACAGACUAAUGCAUCAUUAAAUUAUAUACUUGAACAUUCUAAGCUGAUAGAACCUGAAAAGAAUUUAUACCAUUUGUCUCAGAUUGGAGAUCAGUUCAUUGAUCGGAAAAUUAGAGUGAUCAAGUUCAAUUGCAUGACUCUCUCAAACCCGUCAGAUUUGCUUAAACGCUUAUAUACAAGUAUCACUGGAAAGAAAUGCGAACGAUCCAUUGAAUCUUCGGAGAUUUUACGGUUAUUUAAUUCUUCUUUGGAUGGCUGUGAUAUGACUAUUCUAAUUCUUGAUGAAAUGGAUAAUAUUGUAUCCAAAUCCCAACAACCCUUGUUCGAAUUAUUCACUUCAGCUUCAAAUAGAUUUGAUGGAAAUCAAAAAUCAAAGCUAUUACUUAUUGGAAUAGCCAAUGCUUUAAACCUAACUGACAGGUUUUUACCAAGGCUGAGAGCAAACUGUAUUAACCCCACGUUAAUUCAAUUUUUACCUUACACAGCCGACCAGAUCAAGAGUGUCAUUACAGAGAAAUUGAUGACCUUGGUGCCUCAUGGUAAGGAAAAUAAAAGUAUGCCACCUUUGGUUCAUCCCGCUGCAAUCCAGUUUUGUGCAAAAAAAUCUGCGGCAACUACCGGUGAUCUUAGACGGGCUUUUGAUAUCAUGUAUGCAUCAAUUGAUUUAUUUGAACAAAGCCAAAUUCAAAAAGUCCAAUUAGUUGAGCUUGUAAAGCAAGAUAUCGAAAAUCUGCCUAAGGUUAUGAUCACACAAGUUGUUAAGGUUUGUUCAAACUCAUUCAAUGCCAAUUUUGAAAUGAAAUUGAAGCCUCUAACAAUCCAACAAAAACUGCUUCUUGCAUUUCUAUUUAAGUUUGAAGAGAUGGUGGAAACUGAAACCUCAAGAAAAAAAGCCGGAUUUUUAAAGAGCACAAAUGAUACCUCCUUAAAUGCUUUCUUUGCAUAUUACACUGAAAAGUGUAAAAAUCAUGAGCACAUCAAUUCGCUUAAAAGAUCAGAGUUCUUGGAAAUUAUCACAGCACUAGACAUCCAAGGUUUGGUUCUUAUCAAUACCAUUGGAGCAUCCUCCUCCAUUAAAGCUUCGACUUCAAACACCAUAUCAUCUUUGAAUUUCGACAACCAUAAAGUAACUAGCAAUCUGCCAAAGUCUGAAUUUUUCAAAAAUGUCACCGACGUUCCGAUUCUUAAAAAAAUAAUCUACACCUCUUACUGA
This is a messenger RNA of Pichia kudriavzevii, 1638 nucleotides long. RefSeq lists its product as uncharacterized. NCBI's taxonomy places the organism in Eukaryota, Fungi, Ascomycota, Pichiomycetes, Pichiales, Pichiaceae. Gene Ontology annotation, molecular function: DNA replication origin binding; ATP hydrolysis activity. Gene Ontology annotation, biological process: cell division; DNA replication initiation; mitotic DNA replication checkpoint signaling. Bases 1 to 1638 code for a protein of 545 amino acids. The transcript has a single exon. The record is from RefSeq and is a predicted model, not a curated record. Gene Ontology annotation, cellular component: nucleus.